Molecule: messenger RNA, 2860 nt
Organism: Funneliformis mosseae
Lineage: Eukaryota; Fungi; Glomeromycota; Glomeromycetes; Glomerales; Glomeraceae
Source: the annotation of a GenBank genome assembly
AUGAAUAAGAAAAAAUGGCCAAAUAGAUAUGAAGUGGAAGAUUUAAUGAGGAUUGUAAUUUCAAAAAUAGAUAAUUCUGAUAUUGACAGACCUACUCUUCCAUGCAAAAUUAUAGAAAUUACUGAAAAUGAUCAAUAUGUUUUAGGAUCAAAAUUUGGGAUUAUUAAUGUAUAUUACCCACCAAGAGAAAUUAAACCACUUGGCACAAUACACUUUCCUGAGCUUAACAAUUUGCCUUCUAACAAAAUUUCUGUCAGAGAAACCGACGCCUACAAAGCACUGGACUUGUCACAGGUGCUAUUUGCAAUUGUAAACGUAACUGUAAUAGCAAUAAAUGUUGUUGUAAAAAGGUUGGAGAAAAUUGUGGAAGCAGGUGUCAUGGUGGUCGUCCAUGACAAAACAAAUCAAGAUUCAAUAUAUGCUCCAAGUCGGGAUUUGUAUGAUACUUCGUCCACUUACUUAGCUAUAAGUUCGAAUGGAGAUCUUGCUGCAACUUUUAAUUCUGAAACUUAUGAAAUUAUAAUAUAUAACGUUAAAGAAUUAGAACCUAACGUUAACAACUUUGAAUCUCAUGAAAUUAUAAAGGACGUUAACUACCCUAAGUUUCCUAUUACUAGAUAUUGUAGUAAAACGAAAAUUGAUGAUAAAAACGUGUCUUUUUCUUUGGCCAUUUCCAAUUAUGUAAAAAUCGGAAAAGAUUUAGUUGUAUUCGUAGCUGUAUCAAGUUUUUGUGACGAACGAAUAAAAAUAAUUGGUGAAGAUAAGGAUGAUGAAUCGGAAAAGAUUUUUGAUCCAGAAAAAGGUGAUUCUAAUCCAGCAGGAACGUUUGUCUAUUCAACAAUGUUAAAAGAGCGUAUCGGAACCACUGUAGAUAAGCGCGGUGGGGUAAUUAGAUUUUUGAAUAACAAUUCGACCGAUCAAUCGAAAGGAUUCACUAAUCUAAUAGUCAUGAACGCGUCUGGAAUUACAAAAUCAUUCAUCAAUCAUCAAACACUUUUAUUUAACGAUCGAUCAAUAGAUAAAAGAUUUUUGAUCGCGGAAGAAUAUGAACUUCCAACAAACCUUCAAAUAAAAAUUGAUCAAAUAUAUCAUAGCUUAAAUUAUACGAGUUUUUUAAAUUCUAUCGUUGAACAAAAUUAUUUAUUUGUUGAAGAUUAUAAAUAUCAAUUACUCGAGAUGUAUGAUUUACAAUCUAUGGAUUUAGAAUUGAAAUUUGAAAUAUCUCUUUUAAAAAAAGCGAAAAAUUCUAUUUUUUCCAUUUCAAAACAUGGCCAUUUGUUAGCAUAUUGUAAUGAUGGUACAAACUGUAUUACGAUCCAUUUAAUGGAAAAUGGACUUAAGGUUGCAAAGAAAGAAUUUACUACCGUAAAUAAAAUUCUUUCAAUUUCGUUUAUUGACGAUGAUGAAAGAUUAUUAUUUGUCACCGAAGAAGCAUCUGAAUAUGAUGAAAAUAGAAAAAUUGGCUUCACUCUAACGAUAAAUAUUUGGGACCUUUUCACUUUUAAGAAUGAUGUACGAAAGUUUGUCGACAAAUCAGACAUUUUUAGUUCCUUACAAAAGUUUAAUAAUCACUCAAUAGCUUGUUCAAAUGGAAUAAUUCUCGCACCUUUACAGGAUGAGGUUAUUUAUUCAGUCCUUGAAUUGUCGGAUAUUAAACGUAAUUUAAAAUCAUCUAAUAAUAUAUCACAAGAUCUUCGCCCAAUUACCAUUAAUCAAGAUGGACAACAAUUUGAUACCAAUAAGCAAAAACGAGGAUUAGUCGUUAAAGAUAAGGAACCUUGGGUUCAUCACAAGCAAUAUAACCGCAUAUCUUCUUAUCUCAAUGAUGAGAAAACCAUUCAACUUAUAAUUGAAAAAACAACAGUUCAAAUUUGGAGAAAAAGGGGUCAUGACUCUAAACAUAAAAGUGAUUUAGAAUAUAUUUGGGUGAAUCCAAGUAACCAAAUGAUUGAAGUUACAUCUUUAAAGAUUGGAAAGAGUGAAUUAUCUUUAAAUUUGUCAUGGAUUGUUGAUUCAAAUGAUGAAAAGAAAAAAAUAACAGAGCAUAUUCAUUGGCCAAACGAAGCUCAUGUCCUCAAAGACUCAUGCGUUGCUAUAAAGUAUCUAAACAAACGAAGUGACAAAAUUGUAGGGCCGACAAAUCUAAGAUAUAAAGAAUUGGUUGCAGGCACGGAAAAACUUAUUAAAAAAUGCAUAAGACAGGAUCCGGAUUUAUGGAGUUUAUCAGAAGUACGAUAUGGAAUCAUGGCCAUUAUUAUUCGAUCAAAGCAUAUAUCAUUGCUACAUUGGAUUUUAUUCGGAUAUAAAGAAGCCGGUGGCAAUAAACAUGAUAAAACGAGAGUUGAUCGUUACUUGCAUAUUCCAAGUCAAUAUAAAUGGCCUAUGGAAAAGAAAAAAAGUGAUUUGAAGCUUGCUAUUGAACAAUCUUCAGGUGAAAAUCGUAUGGAUAAAAUUAUCGUAGCUAUGUUACUCGAAUACUAUUCAAAUAAUGCGGAAAAAGAUACAGGUUGGAUGUUUACACUGACAAAGGCUCUCCCUUUGCUUAACAAUAGUAACUUUGAAUCUUAUUUAAAAGAAUUAUUUUACAAACCUUGCUUUGGAUCCAAAGUAGAACUUAUAGAUUCAAAGUUUAUUAAUCAAAGUAAAUUGAAAAAAGGAUAUAAAUCGGAAAUUUGUUCAUUAAAUGUGAGACCACGAAUCUUAUUGAAGCAAAAAAAGUCUACAUUGUGGGAUACAUUUAAAUCGAUGAAUCUUAAAAGAAGACUAACGGAGGAAGAGGUUACACAAGUAACGACAGUACGCGUAGUUCCGUUACCAGAUUUUACAAUCUAUCCAACAAAGUCGAUUGAUAGAACACAUA